This is a messenger RNA of Parnassius apollo (apollo), 945 nucleotides long. NCBI's taxonomy places the organism in Eukaryota, Metazoa, Arthropoda, Insecta, Lepidoptera, Papilionidae. The record is from the annotation of a GenBank genome assembly.
AUGCUCGGCUCCGUCAUGUCUUCACGUGCCCGUGUAGCUGCUGCUGCCCUUAUAAUCAUUCACUGUGCCAUAAAGAAGAAGAGAAAACCACCAAGCGACGACGACAAAUUUUGUGUUACGACGUUCUUUUUGCAAGGUACUUCUUUGAUAGUCAUGGAUUCCAGUUUAAGAAAUAGCAGAGGGAGAAGAAUAUUGGCUUUAAUUAAUCACCGUGUAGAUGGACCUCCGAAAACAGUGUCAGAUGAAAAAGAAAACGAUGAUACCAAUGAAAUUGAGGGCAAUGUUUUUUCAAAGGAACAUAGCAGUGGAAAUACUCAACGCAGUCGCUCCAACAGCUCCUCUUCCUCGAGCUCUUCCAAUAGCAGUACAAGUUCUUCAUCAUCUACUUCAUUCAUUGAAGAUAGUGAUGAUUCCGUCAAGGAUCCUCCCUACCAACCACCUGACAGUCAAGCCCCCGUGUCUCCAAUAAUGUUUGACUACUUUAGUGAAAAUGAUAAUGAACAAUUUAGACAGUUGCCGGUACAAUCAGAUUUAGUCAUAAGCAGUGAUGCUAAUCAUGUUCCAGAUCAAGAAAAUACAGAAAAUGCAAUAAAGAAGAGAGGAAAACGUAAAAGAGAUGAAAAUAACUGGCAAAAGAAUGUUAUGAAAAAACUAAGAAAUGAAGGAAAAUCCUAUGAAGGCCCAUCAAGAAUAGAAUGGCUUCUAUCUUACGAAUAUCAAAGAAUGUGGCUCGAUGAACGAGAAGCUUGGAAAAAACGUAUGUAUCCAGAAAAUACAAUAGUAAAUAUAGACGUUGUAAAACGUUAUGUUCUUUCUUUUAAAAACAAUCAUCAGCCACCGAAGGAAACGAAAAAGAAACCGUUUAAGAUGAAGAGAUUCGAAGGGAUAGGAAGCAAGACUAUUACCAAGCGUAUAUUGACGGACAACACGAUGAAAAAUACCUGA